CGUUGGCGUUGGCGUUGGCGUUGGCGUUGGGUUUUGAUAAUAAAGGCCCCCAACCUCUGUCUCCUCCUCCCGUCCUCCUCCGAACACUCCCCUCCGGCUCUUUCUUCAACCACACCAACCCCUCUCUCUCUCUCGACCAUCUCUCUUCUUGCUAUUCUCGCCGCCGGCGCAUCUUCGGCGAUAUCCUUACGGCACCGGAAUGCAAUCAAGCUCGGUGAAAGUAUCGCCGCUCGAUCUCGUAACCGCGAUUCUCAAGGGGAGUAGUGGCAGCAUGGACCACUCGGACGCCGACAAGACGUCUCCGUUGCGGGCUCUGGUAGAGAAUCCCGACCUGUUGGUGAUACUGACGACGGCGGUGGCGGUGCUGAUCGGGUUCCUUCUGGUGCUGGUGUGGCGGCGGUCAUCCUCUGCGAAGAAGGUAAAGGCGGUGUCGCCACCGACGCCGGUGAUUGUGAAGCCGGACCCCGAGGUGGAAGAAGACGACGGCAAGAAGAAGGUCACUAUCUUAUUUGGCACUCAGACCGGGACCGCCGAAGGUUUUGCUAAGGCACUUGCUGAGGAAGCAAAAGCGAGAUAUGAAAAGGCCAGCUUUAGAGCAGUAGAUUUGGAUGACUAUGCUGCGGAUGAUGAACAAUAUGAGGAAAAGUUGAAGAAAGAGAGUUAUGCGUUUUUCUUUUUAGCUACAUAUGGGGAUGGUGAGCCAACUGACAAUGCUGCAAGGUUCUAUAAAUGGUUUACAGAGGGUAACGAGAGAGGGGAAUGGCUUCAGAAUCUUACAUACGGAGUAUUUGGCCUCGGGAACAGGCAAUAUGAACAUUUCAACAAGAUAGCAAAGGUCGUGGAUGAGCAGCUUGCAGAGCAGGGUGGGAAGCAGCUUGUUCCUGUGGGUCUUGGAGAUGAUGAUCAGUGCAUUGAAGAUGACUUUGCUGCCUGGCGGGAGUUGGUGUGGCCCGAAUUGGAUCAAUUGCUCAGGGAUGAGGAUGGUGCAACUAUUGCAACUCCUUACACUGCUGCUGUGUUGGAAUAUCGUGUUGUUUUUCACGACCACAUAGAUGCAUCCCUAUUGGACGACAACUUAAUUAAGGCAAAUGGUCAUGCUGUUCAUGACGCUCAACAUCCAUGCAGGGCUAAUGUGGCUGCGAGAAAGGAGCUGCAUACUCCAGCCUCUGAUCGUUCUUGCACCCAUCUGGAAUUUGAUAUUUCUGGUACCGGACUUGUAUAUGAAACCGGUGACCAUGUCGGUGUAUAUUGUGAGAAUCUGAUUGAAACCGUUGAAGAAGGUGAAAGGUUAUUGGAUUUGUCACCAGAUACUUAUUUCUCCAUUCACACUGAUAAAGAGGAUGGCACGCCUCUUAGCGGCAGUUCUUUGCCACCUCCUUUUCCUCCCUGCACUCUAAGAACUGCACUGACUCGAUAUGCAGAUCUUCUGAGCUCUCCCAAGAAGUCCGCCUUACUUGCCCUGGCAGCGUCUGCUUCGGAUCCAAGCGAAGCUGAGCGAUUGAGACAUCUUGCAUCUCCUGGUGGCAAGGAUGAAUAUGCGCAGUGGGUAGUUGCAAGUCAGAGAAGCCUCCUUGAGGUCAUGGCAGAGUUCCCAUCGGCCAAGCCUUCACUUGGAGUUUUCUUUGCUGCAGUUGCACCACGACUGCAGCCUAGAUACUAUUCAAUUUCAUCCUCCCCGAGAAUGUUUCCAUCCAGAAUUCAUGUUACUUGUGCACUAGUUUAUGAGAAAACACCAACAGGACGGAUUCACAAAGGAGUGUGUUCAACUUGGAUGAAGAAUGCAGUGCCACUGGGGGAAAGCCAUGAUUGCUCCUGGGCACCCAUUUUUGUUCGGCAAUCUAACUUUAAACUUCCUACCGACACUAAAUUGCCUAUUAUCAUGAUUGGUCCUGGCACCGGAUUGGCUCCUUUUAGGGGUUUCCUACAGGAAAGAUUAGCUUUGCAAGAAUUUGGAACCAAGUUGGGGCCCGCUAUCUUAUUUUUUGGAUGCAGGAACAAGAAAAUGGAUUUCAUAUACAAGGAUGAACUAAACCAAUUUGUUGAAAGGGGUGUAAUUUCUGAGCUGAUCGUUGCUUUUUCACGCGAGGGACCCACUAAAGAAUAUGUUCAACAUAAGAUGACAGCGAGAGCUUCAGAUGUCUGGAAAACUAUCUCCGAAGGAGGGUAUAUUUAUGUUUGUGGUGAUGCCAAAGGCAUGGCCAGAGAUGUCCACCGAACACUCCACUCAAUUGUCCAAGAGCAGGGAUCCAUGGACAGCUCCAAGGCUGAGAGCAUGGUUAAGAACCUGCAAAUGAGCGGGCGGUACUUGCGUGAUGUGUGGUAAUUUUUCCAUGCUUCUCGAGCCUUCAAAAAUGGAGGGAGAGAAGUUGUAAAUCAUAUUGCCAGGCCAGCAUACAGGGAUUUUGAGGAAGCAUGGAGGUGAAGUAGAAAGUCCAUUCAUUUACCAUUGCCAUUCUUCAAUAGAAACACGUGCCUUUGUUAUGGUCACAGUUGUUGAUGUGAUUCAUUUUUAUGGUCUGGUCUCAAUGAUUUUUUGGUUCAUGUAUUUAUGAAAACAAGCACAUUAUGAGUGAUAGCAAUAAUUUGGAGUGCCAUUAAUGGAUCAUCUUUACUCUAGAAAA
This is a messenger RNA of Diospyros lotus (date-plum), 2621 nucleotides long. RefSeq names its product NADPH--cytochrome P450 reductase-like. The transcript has 18 exons. Gene Ontology annotation, cellular component: cytosol. The coding region runs from base 200 to 2323 and encodes 707 amino acids. Gene Ontology annotation, molecular function: FMN binding; NADPH-hemoprotein reductase activity; flavin adenine dinucleotide binding. The record is from RefSeq and is a predicted model, not a curated record. Lineage: Eukaryota; Viridiplantae; Streptophyta; Magnoliopsida; Ericales; Ebenaceae.